AUGCUCGAGGCUCAGGUCCAGUACGCCAGCCUGUGGAAGCGUCUGGUCGAGUGCAUCAACGGGUUGGUGAAUGAGGCGAACUUCGACUGCAACCCGGGAGGUCUGUCCAUUCAGGCCAUGGACUCCAGUCACGUCGCCCUCGUGCACAUGCUGCUGCGCGACGACUGCUUUGUCAAGUACCAGUGCGAGCGCAACAUUAUCCUUGGACUCAACCUUGCCUCCCUCUCCAAGGUGCUGAAGAUCGUCGACGGCAACGACAGCCUCAGCCUGCGUCACGACGAUGACUCGGACGUGGUCACCCUCACCUCCGAGAAUCCGGAGAAGACGCGCAAGUGUGAGUACCAGCUGAAGCUGCUCGAAAUCGAGGCGGAGUCGAUGGGCAUUCCUGAGAUGGACUACCGCAGCACUGUCACACUCAACUCCGCCGAGUUCGCGAAGAUUGUGCGCGACAUGCAGGUCUUCGGCGACACUGUCACUAUCGCCAUCAGCAAGGAGGGCGUGAAGUUCAGCUCAUCGGGUGAUGUUGGGCAGGGCUACACAUUCCUUCAGGCCGCCGGCGUGUCGGACCGCAGCGCCAAGUCGGAGGUAAAAUCAGAGGUGAAGGCGGAGGCCCGGGAGGAGGACGAGCACGAGCCCAUCUCUCGCAAGUACAACAAGACGGAGGGCGGCAACUGCGCCAUUGGGGUCGAGGUGGCGAUGGAGGAGCCCAUCACGCUCUCCUUCGCGCUCCGCUUCAUGGGCAUCUUUGCAAAGGGCUCGACACUCAGCGAGCGCGUCACGCUCAAGUUUGCCAAGGACAGUCCUUGCAUGGUGGAGUACGGCAUCGACAACGUCGGUUACCUUCGCUAUUACCUGGCGCCCAAGGUGGACGAUGCGGAGUGA
Leishmania mexicana MHOM/GT/2001/U1103 is the source of this 882-nucleotide messenger RNA. RefSeq names its product proliferative cell nuclear antigen (PCNA),putative. Gene Ontology annotation, cellular component: PCNA complex. Gene Ontology annotation, molecular function: DNA polymerase processivity factor activity; DNA binding. The transcript has a single exon. The record is from RefSeq and is a predicted model, not a curated record. Gene Ontology annotation, biological process: regulation of DNA replication; translesion synthesis; leading strand elongation. Lineage: Eukaryota; Euglenozoa; Kinetoplastea; Trypanosomatida; Trypanosomatidae. The coding region runs from base 1 to 882 and encodes 293 amino acids.